CAACGCAACGUCAGUAUAAGAGGCCCUUGAGGCGGUUCGGUUGCGCUGCUUUUUAAUUCCCAAAUCGUUAACGGCGGGAAAGCAAGAGCCAACGCCAUCCCCCAAAGUUUCCCCCAUUCUUGAAAAGCGUUCUGAACUGAAGCGGCCGAAACCGGCUGUGACUUUCCGGCGAGAAAUGUCGGGUGGUGGGCAGACGAUAUGGGCACUGAACGUGGCGGAGAAGCCGUCGGUGGCGAAGGCCGUGGCCGGAAUACUGUCGAAGAGCCAAGGUGGGAUGAGGCGGGUGAGGGAGGGGAGAUCCAGGUUCAACAAGAUCUUCGAGUUCAGCUACAAUAUCAGGGGCCAGCAGUGCCACAUGCUCUUCACGUCAGUGACGGGCCACCUCAUGGAGCUCGACUUCGAAGACCGCUACCGUAAAUGGCACUCCUGCGACCCCGCCGACCUGUACCAUGCCCCUGUCCGCAAAUACGUUCCCGACGACAAAUUGGAUAUAAAGAGAACGCUGGAGGAGGAAUCGAGAAAGUGCCAGUGGCUGGUGCUCUGGUUGGAUUGCGAUAGAGAAGGAGAAAACAUUGCAUUUGAAGUUGUGCAAGUUUGUACGGCUGCCAAUCCUCGUCUCAAUGUGUGGAGGGCUCGUUUCUCCGCCUUAAUUGAAAGGGAAAUCCGUGAAUCAGUGCAGACUCUAGGUCGACCUAAUCAAUUGUUUGCGGAUGCUGUGGAUGCUAGGCAAGAAAUAGAUCUCCGGAUUGGUGCUUCAUUCACUAGAUUUCAGACUAUGCUGUUGAGAGAUGCAUUUAAUCUUGAUUUUGCUCCUGAUGAGAGAAAUGUUGUUCUAAGUUAUGGUCCUUGUCAGUUCCCUACGCUAGGUUUUGUUGUAGAACGAUAUUGGGAGAUUCAAUCACACGAGCCUGAAGAGUUCUGGACAAUCAACUGCACUCACAACUCAGAUGAAGGAACUGCUGCCUUCAGUUGGAUGCGUGGGCAUAUGUUUGAUCAUAUUUGUACUGUAAUCAUCUAUGAAAUGUGUGUUCAAGAAUCCACUGCAACUGUCACAAAAGUUAGACAACAGGAGAAACUGAAGUAUCCUCCUCAUCCUCUAAGUACUAUUGAGCUUGAAAAACGUGCAUCACGGUACUUUCGGAUGAGUUCUGAACAAACCAUGAAGGUGGCAGAAGAGCUUUACCAAACUGGCUUCAUCAGUUAUCCACGUACAGAGACGGACUGUUUCUCAGAGAAAACUGAUUUGCGUGCAAUUGUGCAAGAACAACAGGGACAUCCUGUUUGGGGUUCUUAUGCCCAGCGCCUGUUGGAUCCUGGAGAAGGACUGUGGAGAAACCCAAGUAGUGGUGGCCAUGAUGACAAAGCUCAUCCUCCAAUCCAUCCUACAAAUUUUUCUAGUGGCCAGUCUAGAUGGAGUCAGGACCACCAUAGAUUGUACGAGUUGGUUGUUCGCCAUUUCCUGGCCUGUGUUUCCAAACCAGCUGUAGGAGCUGAAACUACAGUUGAAAUUGAAAUUGGUGGUGAAUUAUUUUCUGCAUCUGGUAGAGCAAUACUUGAGAAAAAUUACUUGGAUGUCUACAGAUUUGAAGCUUGGGGAGGUUCAAUGAUCCCAAGAUAUACUUUUGGGCAACAGUUCAUCCCAACAACAUUGACUCUUGAUUCAGGUGUUACUAGACCACCACCCCUUCUAAGUGAAGCUGAUUUGUUAAAUUGCAUGGACAAGGCAGGAAUUGGGACAGAUGCAACCAUGCAUGACCACAUAAAAAAGCUUUUUGACCGAUUUUAUGCGACCAAAGACUCCAAUACUCGUUUCUCCCCCACCAAUCUUGGCGAGGCACUAGUUAUGGGAUAUGAUGACAUGGGCUAUGAACUUUGGAAACCAUAUCUUCGAGCUGCAGUGGAGAAUGACAUGAAAGCAGUUAGCAUAGGGACAAAGAGAAAAGCAGAGGUUUUGUGCACAUGCUUGGAGCAAAUGAAAGCUUGCUUCUUAGAUGCUAGGUUGAAUAAAGCGAAAUUAUUUGAAGCCAUGGCAGUUUUUUUUGAGAGAUCUACUAGAUCAGGUACAAAUGAUCAGUAUACAAUUCAAGAUGUAGUUCGACGAUGUGAUGUUUGCCAAGAGUCAGAUAUGGUGCUUAGGCAGAAACCGGAUGGGAACUUCAUGGUUGGGUGCAUAGGUUUCCCACAAUGUAGAAAUGUUGUGUGGCUUCCCGGAUCAACAGCUGAAGCAAGCGUUACCACUAACCACUGCCGCGUGUGUACUCCAGGUCCUGUUUUCAUGAUCCAGUUUAAGUUUCGCCGGCUGGAGAUACCACCCAACUAUAAUGUGGACCAUUUAGGUUGCAUUGGUGGCUGUGAUGAAAUUCUGAAGCAACUGGUAGAAAUUUGUGGAACUGGUUCCCGCAAUCUGUCUGCCAUACCAGCAAGAGCUCGAGGACGCACUGCAUCAGUCAGCAGGACCCAACAGAGUAAUUCAAGGCAGACAGCUUGCGGCCACUGUGGGCAAUAUUCGCACUCUUCAAAUGAUUGCCCUUCACAGCCUUCACAUUCAUUUGGGUCUCGGCAUCAAGGAGUGAAUGAACAAACUGGAGAAUCUUCAAUUCCUUGUGAUACGUGCGGUGCGCCAUGCAUCAUGCGGACUGCAAAUACUGCAAAUAACAGGGGAAGAAAGUUUUACUCCUGUCAAUCACAGGGCUGCAACUUCUUUGUAUGGGUGGAUAGCCUAAGCAACAAUGGAGGAAGAAGACGUGGUCGUGCAAGUAUGAGCAGCGGCUCGGCAUCGAGUUCCAGAUUGGGCGGGCGGGGACUAGGCGGGGGAGGCCAUGCGUCUGACACGACGACGACCUUUGUGUCGGCAGCAACAGGUGAACCCAUUAAUCCCACAUCAAAUAGAAGGCGUUGUUAUGUAUGUGGGGAUCCAUCACACUUUGCUAAUGCAUGCCCUAAUCGUGGUAGUUAGCAAGUGAUGUCUUGCUAAUGCUAUUACAAGUGUGUCUGCAGUUGGGUGCUGCUGCGAUUAGGACUUCUUUUUGUCUGUUUUUGGGCAAUUCGUUAGUUUAUAUGUAAUGCAUUAAUGCUAAGUGCUACUAAUAUCUUGCAAUUGUAACCAUUGCAUUCUCACUCAUGGUCAUGAACCAAUCAGUAAUACGGUGGGUGGGUGAUACAGUGCAAUGCUAUCGUGCUCGGAGAUAUACAACAUAUAGCCAGAGAAGAUGUAGCUUUAAAAUGUGCCACAUUCCAUUAAAAUUCGUUCUUGUGGUUGUGGCGUUCGUUGGGUUUCUUUGAAAUUGAAUUACAAAUGCAUCCCAAGAUCUCGCCUUUUGCUCAAUUGAAUUAGAAAUUUUACAAU
Diospyros lotus (date-plum) is the source of this 3346-nucleotide messenger RNA. RefSeq names its product DNA topoisomerase 3-alpha. Gene Ontology annotation, cellular component: nucleus; chromosome. Bases 176 to 2956 code for a protein of 926 amino acids. Gene Ontology annotation, biological process: DNA topological change. Lineage: Eukaryota; Viridiplantae; Streptophyta; Magnoliopsida; Ericales; Ebenaceae. The record is from RefSeq and is a predicted model, not a curated record. The transcript has 23 exons. Gene Ontology annotation, molecular function: DNA topoisomerase type I (single strand cut, ATP-independent) activity; zinc ion binding; DNA binding.